Molecule: messenger RNA, 2181 nt
Organism: Trichoderma citrinoviride
Lineage: Eukaryota; Fungi; Ascomycota; Sordariomycetes; Hypocreales; Hypocreaceae
Product: kinase-like protein
Exons: 3
Coding region: 1-2181 (726 amino acids)
Biological process (GO): phosphatidylcholine biosynthetic process; phosphatidylethanolamine biosynthetic process
Cellular component (GO): cytoplasm
Molecular function (GO): choline kinase activity; ethanolamine kinase activity
Source: RefSeq, a predicted model, not a curated record
AUGGACGACGAGGCUUCGCGCACUCCGCCUGCUAGUGGCACUCUGAAAGCUGUGCAGAUUGCCGACCCCGUCCCAGAGGACUAUAUCGAGGACGAUUCCCACCAUGCGAAGCAGCGCCGGGGCCACACCACGGCUCCUCCCACUCGCCGUCUCAGCGGCAGGCUGUCUGCCGCUGCCUCGCCGGCUUUGCGCCCUGUGGACGAUGCGACUCUCCCGGGGCACCACCAUCACCACCGUCGGAACCACCAGAGCGAGAGGAUCUUGGCCCAGGUUGGAGAAUGGCUGGAGCGCGAGCGCAAGAAAGCGGCGGCCAGGAAGCUGAAGCCUCGUCGACGCAAGUCCAAGUCUCCCCCGUCCGACCAGACGCAGGCCGCAGAAGGCGCGGCUGCAACUCCGGCUCCCAGCCAUUCUUCGCGCGAGCGAUCGGGUUCCACGAGCUCGCAGUCGAGCGACAUCUCCUUUGACGGCCUGGAGCACAUUCUGCGAACGUCAAUGGCGUCCAUUGGACUCACUUCGCUGCCAAAAUACAGCCCGCGAGCCAGUACCAAGCACAGGCGGCCGCCUUCGCGCACGUCCCUCCAUCGCGCUGCUUCCUCGGACACCGACUAUGUCGACGGCGACGCUAUCGUGCCCAGCUGCGAUGCCUGGCUGGACAACUCCAAGACGAUGAGCUACACUGGAGGAGCCAGCAUCAGCACGGACGAUGUCUCAACUCAGGCCACAAAGGUCGAAAAGGAGACAGAGGCAUGGACCAUCUUCAAGAAUGAGAUUCUACGCAUAGCCCAUACUCUGAGGCUCAAGGGCUGGCGCAGGAUCCCUCUUGGUAGCGGCGAGGCCCUGUCUGUUGAGCGACUGAGUGGUGCUCUGACAAACGCCGUCUACGUCGUCACCCCGCCGGCGGACAUGCCCCAGCUGGAGGGCAAGAAGCCGCCGGCCAAGGUGCUGCUUCGCGUGUACGGACCGCAGGUGGAGCAUCUCAUUGACCGAGAGAACGAGCUUCAGGUGCUCCAGCGACUUGCGCGCAAGAAGAUUGGCCCGCGGCUGUUGGGGACCUUCAAGAACGGGCGCUUUGAGCAGUUCUUCAAUGCCCAGACGCUGACCCCGACGGAUCUGCGAGAGCCUGAGACUUCGAGGCAGAUUGCGAAGCGUAUGCGAGAGCUGCACGAUGGUGUUGAGGUGCUCCUGCAUGAGCGAGAGAGCGGGCCCGGUGUUUGGAAGAACUGGGAUCAGUGGCUUGAUAACGUCGGCCGCAUCACCACCUUCCUAGACCGGGAGCUGGAGAAGACGCCCGAAGCUGCCCGCAAGAACUCUCUCGUUCAUGCAUGGAAAGCCAACGGCUAUGUGUGCGGCGUCCCUUGGGAGCAGUUCAAGGAGAUGGUGAACAAGUAUAGAGCCUACUUAAACAACUGCUACAAGGGCCACAGGUCCAUCAGGGACCGUCUCGUUUUCGCACACAACGACACUCAAUACGGCAAUAUCCUCAGGAUUCGCCCCGACGACGAAAAGUCGCCUCUCCUUCAGCCUGCCAACAAACACAAGCAGCUGGUUGUCAUUGAUUUUGAAUACGCGGCUCCCAACACCGUCGGACUCGAGUUUGCCAACCAUUUCACCGAGUGGAUGUACAACUACCACGAUCCGGUGGUCCCCCAUGCCUGCAAUCCCGAUCGCUACCCAAGCCUUGAGCAGCAGAAGCGGUUCAUCAAGGCCUACGUGGAACACCGGCCCUAUUCCCAACGGUCCGACUCGACACCUCGCCUGACGCCCCUCGACAGCCAGAAUCCCAGUGCCCCGGCCACGCCCUCGCUUCAUCCGACAGCCUCUAGCAGCUCGAUUGUCGACUUUAUGCUCGACGCUCGCUACCCCGGAGGCGACUGGAACGCAGUCGAAAAGGCACGCGAAGAGCAGGUCGACCAGCAGGUGAGGGAGCUCAUCGAGGAGGCCCGGCUGUGGCAGCCGGCGAACAGCGCUCAGUGGAUUGCUUGGGGCAUUGUGCAGGCCAAGGUGCCGGGCCUGGACGGAACGCCUGCGGACGAGGAGCCUGGCGCAGACGAGUUUGACUACCUGAGCUAUGCGCAGGACAGGGCCAUGUUCUUCUGGGGGGAUGUUGUGCAGCUGGGGCUGGUCAAGUUGGAGGAGUUGCCUGAGGCCUUGCGGGCAAGGAUCAAGCUUGUCAAGUAUUAG